Molecule: messenger RNA, 540 nt
Organism: Durusdinium trenchii
Lineage: Eukaryota; Dinophyceae; Suessiales; Symbiodiniaceae
Source: the annotation of a GenBank genome assembly
AUGUUUGGCUCUUGGCUCACAAGCUUAUGUGAGUCGUGCUCGGAACUUCUGCUUCAUGAUGGCGCAGAGCAGCAGGCAUACAGCGCAGUAUGCAUAGUACUCCUUUGCAACGGCUCCGAUAGGUUGGUGCACCCCGCAGCAGAUUCGAAGCUAGAACGGCAAGAGGAGCCAGUAAGUUUUGAAGUCGGUGACUAUGCAAUUCUCGAUGGAUUCACGGAGCGCACCUCACUGAACGGUGAACCUGUGGAGCUCCUCAGAUGGGAUGAGGAGAAGCAAGGCUGGGUGGUGCAAAGCCAGAUCGAAGAUGUCAAGCGGCUGGUCUCGCUUCAAAAUAUCAAGCCCUAUCCAAGGAGGCAAGCAACACCGGCUCCGAAAAAGGAUCGCGAGUUCAACAUCGUGAGCUUUUUAGCUACAAUCCUGGGUACCAUCAUCAUCGGCGGGACAGCCAUCGCCGUGCUUGGGGUUUUGGGCCUCGCCUUUUACAAGGAUUGGACUGGGGAAUACUUGCUGACCUUGGACGGCCUCCCAUCAACUACUUGA